Molecule: messenger RNA, 1109 nt
Organism: Terrapene triunguis (Three-toed box turtle)
Lineage: Eukaryota; Metazoa; Chordata; Testudines; Emydidae
Gene: SOX2
Product: SRY-box transcription factor 2
Exons: 1
Coding region: 162-1109 (315 amino acids)
Biological process (GO): regulation of DNA-templated transcription; anatomical structure morphogenesis; cell differentiation
Molecular function (GO): DNA-binding transcription factor activity, RNA polymerase II-specific; RNA polymerase II cis-regulatory region sequence-specific DNA binding
Source: RefSeq, a predicted model, not a curated record
CUCUAAUCCUGAGCCAAGUGUGUGUUUUUGGGGAGUCCCCCUCCCCCCUUCCACACCCCUCCCUAGGAAGAAACAACAACAAAAAGUCCAGCUUGGGACUUUGUGUGGCUGCUGCUUCUCGCUUCUCUGCCGAAGGCUUGUUCCAGGCAAGAGCCGUUUGAAUGUACAACAUGAUGGAAACCGAGCUGAAGCCUCCCGCCCCCCAGCAAACUUCGGGGGGAGGCACGGGCAACUCCAACUCGGCCGCCAACAACCAGAAGAACAGCCCGGACCGGGUCAAGAGACCCAUGAACGCUUUCAUGGUGUGGUCCCGGGGCCAGCGGCGGAAGAUGGCCCAAGAGAACCCCAAGAUGCACAACUCCGAGAUCAGCAAGCGGCUCGGGGCGGAGUGGAAACUUUUAUCCGAGGCGGAGAAGAGACCUUUCAUUGACGAAGCCAAGCGGCUCCGAGCCCUGCAUAUGAAGGAACACCCGGAUUAUAAAUACCGACCCCGGAGGAAAACCAAGACCCUCAUGAAGAAGGAUAAGUACACGUUGCCCGGGGGCUUGCUGGCCCCGGGCACCAAUACCAUGACCACUGGGGUAGGGGUUGGGGCCACCUUGGGAGCUGGGGUGAACCAGAGGAUGGACAGUUAUGCUCACAUGAACGGCUGGACCAACGGAGGCUAUGGGAUGAUGCAAGACCAGCUCGGCUACCCACAGCACCCGGGGUUGAACGCUCACAACGCGGCUCAGAUGCAGCCCAUGCACCGCUACGACGUGAGCGCCCUGCAGUACAACUCCAUGACCAGCUCGCAGACUUAUAUGAACGGAUCGCCCACCUACAGCAUGUCUUACUCCCAGCAAGGGACCCCGGGGAUGGCCCUGGGAUCCAUGGGCUCGGUGGUCAAGACGGAGUCCAGCUCGAGUCCCCCUGUAGUCACUUCUUCUUCCCAUUCAAGGGCUCCAUGCCAAGCUGGGGACCUUCGGGACAUGAUCAGCAUGUAUCUACCAGGUGCUGAAGUACCAGAACCAGCUGCCCCAAGCAGACUUCAUAUGUCCCAACACUACCAGAGUGCACCUGUUCCUGGUACAGCCAUUAAUGGCACACUUCCUCUAUCACAUAUGUAA